Pelobates cultripes (western spadefoot toad) is the source of this 1117-nucleotide messenger RNA. The record is from the annotation of a GenBank genome assembly. Lineage: Eukaryota; Metazoa; Chordata; Amphibia; Anura; Pelobatidae.
CUGGAAGCAAACUAACCUCUCAUCCACAGUCUGUGCCAAAGAAAAAAGCAAGGAAAGGGACAAAUAUCUGCUGAUCUCUCCUGACUGCUUCCCCGAGUGACUCCAGACUCACUGCCUUUACUGGGGAGAAUCUGCAAUUCACACAUUCAGGUAUGUUUGUUUUUCACACAUUGCUAGAUUAUCAGUAAAAUAGUGCACGCGUCUGCUUAAUGUAGCAUUUAGAUACCAAGUGAAUGGAGUAAGUUUUCCAAAAACUGAAAAGUGCAGUUGCAUGAAUUUUAUGGAGAUUUUUAAUUAAUGUAUUUGCAUUAUCUGCUCAUGUCACAAUAAUUACAAAUUACAAUUAAACUAUGAUCACAGUGCCAUCAUGCCAUAAUAAUGAUUAACAUUAAAAUGUAUUAAAACAUGUGUUAAAUGUUUAACAUUCUGACUUCUCUGACCUCUAUCUUGCAGGAUGUCUCCUAAAACCGACUGCCCCCUAAAUCAGAGAAGAGAGAGCUGCUGUGAAAUGUCUGAUGGGGAGGCUUCCUCCUUUUCUCCCCCUUGCUCUCCUGCCCCUUCCCUCAGUCAUACAGAGAGUGAAGAGUGCCCUUUUGGAGACAGGUUUGCCUUCCAGGACCCCAGGGAGACCCAACGCAAGAAGCUAAAGGGGAACAGGACAAGAUCAAAGACAAGGAAUGAAUUUACAGUUACCAAACAGAGGAAGAAUCGCAGGGUAAAAGCCAAUGACAGAGAGAGGAACCGUAUGCACAAUCUUAACUCAGCUCUGGACUCCUUGAGAAGUGUCCUUCCAACAUUUCCAGAUGAUGCUAAACUCACUAAAAUUGAAACGCUGAGAUUCGCCCAUAACUACAUAUGGGCUCUUUCUGAAACCCUGCGUAUGGCUGACCAGAGCCUAAUAAAUCUGGGGCACCACCAGGACUCCUUUCAGAACUUACCUAAGAGCUGCUUCAUGUUGGACCUCACCAGCCCCAGCAGCAGCUGUAGCUCCUCCAGUGAAUGGGAAUCCUCUCUCUACUCACCAGUGUCUCAAAUCAGCAGCCCCAUGGCAGGUCCAGGCAAUGAAGCCACCUCACUUCCUUUUCUGAGGCACCACUCAUACUCACAAUUUGUCUGA